Lingula anatina is the source of this 4138-nucleotide messenger RNA. RefSeq lists its product as uncharacterized. NCBI's taxonomy places the organism in Eukaryota, Metazoa, Brachiopoda, Lingulata, Lingulida, Lingulidae. The record is from RefSeq and is a predicted model, not a curated record. Gene Ontology annotation, molecular function: protein binding.
GGUGUUCGUUGUUUAAAUUGGAUAUAUAUACUUUUUAUCGAAUCCCAACAAAUUAAUUGUGCAUGGGAAGAAAAGACAAUCGAGAAAGGAUGAAGUCUGGCCCAAAAAGCAAAGGUGCUAACCCACUAAGUGGCCUGCUUGGGCAGUACAUGGAUUCUGAUGAAGAAGAUAACAGUGAUGGCAGUGAUUCAGAAGGUGCUUCAUCUGGAAAAGCCUCCAAUGGACAGGUCAAAGUUAUAGACAGCGAGGUUGCUAAUUUUUUUGCGGAAAUUGAUGCAAUAUCUCAACCGCCACCUCCACCACCUCCUGAUGAAGAAGAGGAAGUUCCAAAACACCCCCAGGGGCCGAAACUAAUGACAUUUCACAAGGGUGGUGAACUUGAUGAAAGUGUUCAGCAACAGCCACAUGUAGAAGUGAAAAAAGAGGAAAAUGUUCCGUUUGUGUCAGAGGAACCCACAACACUAUGGCAACAUUGCUAUGAUGACAACACACAGCAUUAUUACUACUGGCAUACUGUUACUAAUGAAGUGCAAUGGGAGAUGCCAGCUGAAUAUGAACAAUAUCUGAUACUACUGAAACAGCACCAAGAAGCCUUGAUUUUUAGACAAGCCAUGGGACUGGACAGUGCAUUGGAGAUAAAGCAAGAGAUUGUACCGGGCAUGGGAGGGGAUAACAAUCAGACUGAGAAAGGAGGCAGUAAUCAAAGUGUGGGCAGUAAGCAUGGCAUGGUAGCCAAUGAGCAGCAUUUUCCAGGACAUAACAGUGCACAGGCAACAGACAUGAAGAGAAGUGGAAAACCAGCACAUGGGAAUGGCUUGGAUGGAGUUGAAAUGGGGGAGAAUGAAGAAGAUGAAGAAGAAAAAAUAGAAUCUCUGGGUGAAUACCCACCUCCAGGCGAAAGCCCACAAUCUUCUGAUGACCAAUAUCUGAAGUUCAAAGAGGAAAUAGGUGAACUUGCAGGAGCAGUAGGGCCAGAAAUGCCGUCAGAGGUAGAUAUUGUUGAAGGCCCUCAGUUACCAGACACUGGAGAGGUUAAGUUCCAGGGACCACAAUCACCUGAUCAAACUGAAACUGUAUAUGAAGGACCUCAGUUACCAGAUCAAAUGGGGGUUGUGUAUGAAGGGCCACAGUUGCCUGAUCAAAUAGGGGUCGUAUUUGAAGGGCCUCAGUUACCAAGUUAUUAUAAAAAAGAUGUGUCAAGUAGUGGUAGUAAUGGGGAUGAAAAUGAAGUCUCAAGUGCAUUAACUGAUGGGUUAAGAGAUGAUGGAAUUCAGGAUCAAAGUGCAAAAGAGGGACAACGUGAUGAUAGUAGCAGUCAAGUUGAAGACCCUAUGGAAACAGACCCAGAAGAUUCUCAUAAGUCUGUAGAAGCACCAGUUUUUACACAUUUUGAGUUUUAUAAUAAGAAGUAUGAAGACAGCAGUGCUGUGGACUCUACUGAAGAGCAUGAUUUGCCAUUGUUUCUUCAUGGAUUUCAGUCAACUGGUGUCACUGAACCCAGCUCUUCUCAAAAGUCGGUAGAUAUUGAAAAUAGCGAUGAGGAUAGCAUUGAAGAAGAACUUGAAAAAGCUUUGGAGAAGAAAAAGGCUGAACUAAAAUUGUUAGAUGAGGGUGACCUCUCCAAUAGUUCUACACAGAGCAGAAAGAGAGAAGCUGAUGAUGAAGUGGAAGAUAGAACAGAUUUCAAGAAAGUUAAAAAGCUCAAACCUUCAAAAGAAGAAGUUAGAGCAAAGGCUGAGAUAGUGGAACUGACCAACCUGAUCACCAGCAAACUGGACUUCUUGGACAUCUCUACCAAAGGACUGUCAAAACUGCAGAUAUUGCUUGUACAGAUUGAGACAAGGUUCCAAGAUUGGCGCGAUGGUGCCUUGGACACUCUGCACUUGCUAGAGAAACUCAAAGAGGCCGACGUGCAACUCAAGCAGUUUGAGGAGAGUGCAGCGCCACAAGGCUGGACUUGUCACUGGGACAGAACAUACAGGCGCUACUUCUACAUGAAUGGCACUACCGGGGAAUCUCAGUGGGAAUACCCAGAUGUCAGUAAAGAUCAGAAGCCAGUAGAGACACCUAGUGAGCUACCUUCAUCCACAGAAGUAGACGAUAAUGAUACAGAAGAAGAGGAGAGUUUGCAUCCUGAGAAAUCUCAAGUUUUUGAAGUUUCAUCUUCUUCUACAAGGUUCCAAGAUUGGCGCGAUGGUGCCUUGGACACUCUGCACUUGCUAGAGAAACUCAAAGAGGCCGACGUGCAACUCAAGCAGUUUGAGGAGAGUGCAGCGCCACAAGGCUGGACUUGUCACUGGGACAGAACAUACAGGCGCUACUUCUACAUGAAUGGCACUACCGGGGAAUCUCAGUGGGAAUACCCAGAUGUCAGUAAAGAUCAGAAGCCAGUAGAGACACCUAGUGAGCUACCUUCAUCCACAGAAGUAGACGAUAAUGAUACAGAAGAAGAGGAGAGUUUGCAUCCUGAGAAAUCUCAAGUUUUUGAAGUUUCAUCUUCUUCUGCUGAACAAAUUGAUUCUGCACCUUAUCCAGCUGGUGUUGGGAGUGCCUUGGCAAGGCUUCGGGCAACAUAUGAUGUUUCCCAAGUUGAUGGGGAUGAAGAUAAGAUGGAUUCAUCCACCAAUCCAGAAGCACUACCACCCCUUUCCUCUGGCACAGAAGAUCCUAGCCCCCCAUCUUUUUACACUUCUGCACCACCUCCACCACCCCCUGAUCAAUCAGAUGCCCAACCACCCCCUCCUCCUCCCAGCUCCAGUCCCCCACCCCCACCUCCUCUGAGUUCAAGCCCUCCACCCCCACCCCCUCCACCUGCCAGCUCAAGUCCACCCCCUCCUCCCCCUUCAGGCAGCAAUAAUCCCCCUCCUCCUCCUCCCCCAGAAGGUUCAUAUACCCCUCCACCUCCCCCUCUCUCAAACUCAAGUUAUCCACAGUUGUACAGUUCAGGUGCUCCACCCCCUCCACCUAGUGUACUUCUACCGCCACCCCCUCCCCCUCCACCUGAAUCUUCAGGUACAGUAGAUAUGGAUGUUGAUACAGAUAGCCAGGACGUAGACCAGCUUUAUGAGCCAGACCAUCCAACUUCUUCAGAUUAUGACAAUUUUUAUCAAACAAUGACUACACAAGAUAAUAAAGCUGGUGUCAUGGCAGAUUCGGGUCUUGUGACUGGCUCCACUGGGACAGACAGCAAUGGAAGUGUCAUCAUAGCAAGGCCUCCCCAGCCUACAAACCCUCCUGGAGUUAUAGCUAAUCAAUCACAGAUAUUUCAAGCUACCACUAUGUCUGGAGAAGCAUGGAAUACACAGUAUACUAGUGGACAGUUUAAUGCUUUGUCUCAACCCUCUGUGGGGAAAUCAGUGCAGGCAUCUGCUCCACAGACAGUUCUAACAUCGGCAGAAACUCCACAAGAAAUUCAGCAUAGCAAUACAGCAACAAGUAGUUCUGCAACACAUAAGCAUGGGAAAGGGGAAAAGAAGAAAAAGAAAAAGGACAAAGGUCUGCUCCCAACAGGGUUGUCUAUGAAGAAGAAAAAUGUGUCCUCAAUGGUACAAAAAUGGCAAAAUGUACAAAAAGAGGUUGAAAUUCAAGCAGCUAAAGAAGCCCAGGAAGAAGAAAGGAAGAAAAGAGAUGCUUUACUGUACAGUGAGAGAAGGUCAGAGGAGAUAAGGCUAGAGGAUGUGAAACAGAAAUACUAAAAGUAAAGAACACAUCAGAGAAGUCCAAUCCCAAAGUCAAUCACCUGAAGAAAAUUCUGCAUCUGAAGCUUAAGUAUGUCUGCCAAUGACGGUAAAAAAAAAAAAAAAAUUCAAAAUUGCUUUCAAGAAGGACAGCAAUACAGCAUAAUAUGCAUACUGAUUCUAAGAUUAGUUAAUAGCAGCUAAGUUGAUAGCAGGGAAUUUAAUUUAUAGGACAUGGCCUUAAUUUUGAUAUCACCAAAUUACUACUCUGCAGCCAGAUCACCAGUGGCAGGGUAGCAGGAAGUCACCAUCCACAUGACAAGAUUGACGGUGACAGAACAUUGCUUUGGAACAUUUUGAAUAUUAUUUGAUGGUCCUGAUAAAGAACAGCAGUUGCAUUGAGUGACUGAUGUAAGUGGUACCUGUAAUGUCCACAUCAAUAAAACUAUUAUUAUUAUAAA